Messenger RNA from Rhizoctonia solani, 282 nucleotides. RefSeq lists its product as uncharacterized. The record is from RefSeq and is a predicted model, not a curated record. The transcript is spliced from 3 exons. The coding region runs from base 1 to 282 and encodes 93 amino acids. Lineage: Eukaryota; Fungi; Basidiomycota; Agaricomycetes; Cantharellales; Ceratobasidiaceae.
AUGGCGACCAUUUUUAAUCGGCGCAACGGGAACCAUGUAUUUCGAGUCCCUACUAAAGCUAACGGUUGGGCGUCCCUCGUCAACUGUUGGCACCAGCAAGUUUAUAACGACCUGCCAGUUGAUUACGAUUGCGUGCAGACUGGUGCUGAUCAUGAACCUCAAUGGACCGCUACUCCACGGAUUCUUGGCGAACGCAAUGAUGAUUAUCGAGCCACUGGAGCCAAGAAGAGCGAAGCGAUAGAAGAGUCCGCUAGGCUAAUCGCUGCCUCUGGGCACUGUUAA